Messenger RNA from Mustela lutreola (European mink), 892 nucleotides. Its product is annotated as serine protease 1-like. The transcript is spliced from 5 exons. NCBI's taxonomy places the organism in Eukaryota, Metazoa, Chordata, Mammalia, Carnivora, Mustelidae. The record is from RefSeq and is a predicted model, not a curated record. The coding region runs from base 1 to 801 and encodes 266 amino acids. Gene Ontology annotation, molecular function: serine-type endopeptidase activity. Gene Ontology annotation, biological process: proteolysis.
AUGUCAUCUGUGGAUGACAGACAUUCAUUGCCCUCCCCAGUCCAGAUCCAGGGAGCAACCAUGAAGACCUUCAUCUUCCUUGCCCUGCUGGGAGCCGCUGUUGCUGUCCCCAUUGAGGAUGAUGACAAGAUCGUUGGGGGCUACACCUGUCAGAAGAAUUCUGUUCCCUACCAGGUGUUCCUGAACUUGGGCUACCUCUUCUGUGGUGGCUCCCUCAUCAAUCCCCAGUGGGUGGUGUCCGCAGCUCACUGCUACAGGCCCCAAAUCCAGGUGCAUCUGGGAGACCACAACAUCGCAAUUGUUGAGGGUGAUGAGCAAUUCAUCAAUUCAGCCAAGGUCAUCCGCCACCCCAGAUACAAUGAACAAAACUUUGAUAAUGACAUCAUGCUGAUUAAACUGAGCUCACCUGCCACCCUCAACUCCCGUGUGUCUACUAUCUCUCUGCCAAAAUCCUGUGCGGAUGUUGAUACCCAGUGCCUCAUCUCUGGCUGGGGGAAUACCUGGAGUUUUGGGGAAAAUUUUCCUGAUGACCUGCAGUGUCUUCAAGCUCCCAUCCUCUCUGACAGCACUUGCCGCGAUGCCUUCCCUGGGAGGAUCAGCAGCAACAUGAUCUGUCUGGGCUACAUGCAGGGUAGAAAGGAUGCUUGCCAGGGUGACUCUGGUGGCCCUGUGGUCUGCAACGGAGAGCUCCAGGGCAUUGUCUCCUGGGGCAUUGGCUGUGCUCUAAAAGGCAAACCUGGUGUCUACACCAAGGUCUGCAACUACGUGAGCUGGAUUCAGGAGACCAUUGCUGCCAACUAAGCAUGUAAGCACGUGUACUGCUCUAUGCACCAUUCUCUUGGACAAUUUCACUUCCAACGAUGCCUGAAACUGUAUCUAAAAUAAAAAUGUA